GAUUGUUUUUCUCUGUGUCAUAUGUUCUCUGUCCUAUCCCUGGGGCCCUUGCAAAGCACUCUAAAAAUGUACCUAUAUAUCUAUAUCUAUAGCUUUCCUAUGGGGUUGCCCUCCUCUUCAGCUUCUUCUAGCCUUUCUCUAAUUCAACCACAGGAGUUUCAGACUUCAGUGCAAUGUUUGGGUGGUUUUUGCUUGCACUUGAUUUUCAAGGAUUUUAAGUUGAGAAGAUGAUCUCUCAGUUUCCUGAGGCUACCAGGCCUGCUGAUUGCUGCCAUGUCUCCCUGCCAUGAGGACUCUUAUUCUACUGGAACCAUAAUCAAACAAGUUCCUGUGUAUUGCAGAAUAAAAUGUAUACUCCUUGGUAUUGGGUGAAACAUUCUAUAUACGAAAUAAACUUCCACUAUCCUCUUAAGAUGAAUACACUCUCCACUUAUGUUCUCACUCAAAAAUGUCCUUUAUUUCCAAGCUGGGCUUGGAGUCCUGGCCAACAUGUUUCUUCUUUGUUUCUAUAUUUACAUAAUCCUUGGUCACAGACCGAAGCCCACGGACCUGACUUCCUGCCAACUGACCUUCGUUCACAUAAUGAUGCUCCUUACUGGAGGGGAUAUUUUGCUUACAGACUUACUUGCAUCACUGAACACUGAGAAUGACUUCAAAUGUAAGGCAACUUUUUAUAUAAACAGGAUGAUGAGAGGCCUCUCUAUCUCUGCCACCUGCCUCCUGAGCGUGUUCCAGGCUGUCACAAUCAGUCCCAAUACCUCACUGUUGGCAAAUUUUAAACAAAAAGUAAAAAAAUACAUGAUCAGUGCUUUAUUUUGUAUUUGGUUUUUCAAUUUCUCUGUCAGUACUGACAUAAUAUUCUAUGUUGGUGGUUUUACCAAUGUGAGUGAGAACAAACAGAUAAUGGUCACUAAAUCUUGCUCACUCUUACCCUUGAACUACAUCAUCAGAGGAUUGAUUUUAACAAUGACCAUCUUAAGAGACGUGUUUCUUGUAGGAGUCAUGCUGACUACAAGUGUAUACAUGGUGAUUUUCUUGUUCAGGCAUCAGAGGCAAUGCAAGCAUCUUCAUAGCAUCAGCCACCUGAGAGCCUCCCCUGAGAAAAGGGCUACCCAGACCAUCGUGCUGCUGGUGGUUUUCUUUGUGGUCAUGUACUGGGUGGACUUCAUCAUCUCAUCCACCUCAGUCCUGUUAUGGAUGUAUGACCCAGUUCUCCUGACUGCUCAGAAGUUUGUGGUGAAUGCCUAUCCCACAAUUACUCCUUUGGUACAAAUCAGUUCUGAUAACAGAAUAAUCAAUAGGCUGAAAAACCUACAGUCACAAUGACAUCUUAUAUAUUUUCAAAAGUAUGUUUUCUUUCUUCUUUAAAAAGCUAGAUUUAUAUGUGUAAGUAUUGUGCCAGAGUGUAUUCAUGUGUGCAUUUCCGGUGUCCACAGAGGUGAGAAGAUGUCAUGGAAUCCCCUGGAGUUGGAUUUACCACUGGGUAUCAAGAAUCAUCCUCUGUUGCCCCAGUUUUUUUGUUUCCAAA
Mus musculus (house mouse) is the source of this 1528-nucleotide messenger RNA. It is a transcript of the gene Vmn1r4, whose product is annotated as vomeronasal 1 receptor 4. Gene Ontology annotation, cellular component: membrane; plasma membrane. Gene Ontology annotation, biological process: G protein-coupled receptor signaling pathway; sensory perception of chemical stimulus; signal transduction. The coding region runs from base 433 to 1326 and encodes 297 amino acids. The transcript has 5 exons. The record is from RefSeq and is a predicted model, not a curated record. Lineage: Eukaryota; Metazoa; Chordata; Mammalia; Rodentia; Muridae. Gene Ontology annotation, molecular function: pheromone receptor activity; G protein-coupled receptor activity.